AAAGAAAAAAAAUAAUAAUUGGGAAAAACACUCAAAAUUGCCCAAAUCCCGAUGCGUCAUUCUAGUAGGCUGUCCGACAUUGCCCGCUUCACACCCUGGUUCACGUUUGGCUCUACGUGAUGAAUCAGCUUGAAUCACAAAGUGAUGGGAGAAUACAAGCUGUGAAUGUCGUUUAACAAUAAUGCAUGGGCAUUUCCAAUUUACUAUUCCUUUCAUGAAUAAAAUCCACCUGACUGUUAAAUUUAUGUCUCGCUUCACAUCAUACAGUGCUGACCUACUCGCAUAUGCCUGUCUUUUGACCUUCCGCACAUUUUCCAUAAUUGAAUGUUUCUUGCUACAUUCAUCUUGCUGCUGGUGAUCGGCACAGAAUCCAUAUUAUGGCUGGGUUAUGCCUACCUUACCGCUCUGACUUACGAUCUAUAUAGUAAAGUUAGCACGGAUCAAGCUGUUGUUCGUCAGAGGAAGCUUCGAAAACAAGUAUUGCAGCUUCGAACCGAGCUUUCGCAAACUAGCUCCCAAGAUCAAUUUGCAAAAUGGGCCAAGAUCCGUCGAAAGUGCGAUAGCGCAACUGACAGUUUAGAAAAGACAAAUUCAGACAUCGCCAUAAAACGAGCAGCAUUUGAAGUCAAGGUGAAAGGCGUCCUGUACUUUGUUGUGCAUGGAUCGCAGCUUUUGACGGUGAUGUGGUUUAGAAAAAGUCCUGUGUUUUAUUUACCUCACGGAUGGUUUGGACCUGUUGCCUGGGUGCUAAGCUUGCCUUUCGCUCCGCGUGGAUCCGUGAGCGUGGCUGUGUGGUUUGCGGCAUGUAGACGUGUUUGCAAGACAUUGGCAUCCUUGGUAAACGAUUUUUAUUUGAAAAAGAAGUUAGACGAAGCCGAUGCCACUACUGCCAGCCCCCAAACUGGCACUCAGCCAUCACCCAAAAAAAACUAAGACUUGGAAAGCUCAAUAAAUGCCACUGUUCAAUAAAGUACAUGCUCGCGCAAUGCUAUAUGAUAAAUGGAAGAAAAAGUGGGAUUUGAUAUCCGUGAUUUCAUUCAGCCGGUUACACAUUACCUGUACGUAAGGCGGUCA
Molecule: messenger RNA, 1074 nt
Organism: Umbelopsis ramanniana AG
Lineage: Eukaryota; Fungi; Mucoromycota; Umbelopsidomycetes; Umbelopsidales; Umbelopsidaceae
Exons: 4
Coding region: 325-933 (202 amino acids)
Biological process (GO): tail-anchored membrane protein insertion into ER membrane
Cellular component (GO): GET complex
Source: RefSeq, a predicted model, not a curated record